ACAGCAGGUGUCUCUCGUCUCUCUAUAUAAAACCUUUGAAAAAAAAAACUCUUGUUUCUCUCUCUUUGCUCAAGAUCGAUAGCCAGAGCGCGCACGUGGAUUAUGCGGAUUGAAAUUAUUGGACAAAUAGAGUAGAAUUGAUAUAUUAAAAUUAUAAAGCUUACUUGCUACCAGGUUUCAUGCUUUGUUGAAGAUCCAAUGCUGAUAGCUUCUUGAAAUAGAAGAAUGAGAUAUUUGGUUCAAGAGGUGCUUAAGGAAGUGAUUUAUUUUUGUGAACAUCUGACCUGUUGAGUUGGAGUGUAAGAACCUGUAUGAAAUGGGGACAUUACACCGGAGCAGUCUUUCAAAAAGAACAAAUGAUAGUGGUAGACUUAUUAUAACUACUAUUCUAGGAAUUGUCUUUGGAUUUUUCGUCGGUAUAUCGUUUCAAUCACUUUCUCUUAACAAGAUUCAAUUACCGUCGAGCCUUACUUCAACCAUCGAAUUUGCUGUAAAAAAUCAAAAUCAAAACCAAAUUCAAAAUCAAAAUCAAAUUCUAAAGAGUGAUCCCAGAUAUAAUGAAUCAAGCACUAUUCCCAGGGUAAAUAUAAUGUUUUUCCUUCAGACAUCUUCUUAUUCUUGGUUUGCUUAUAAUAUUUGUUGCAAAAUAUAUUGUUCAACAAAUCCUCGUGGUGCAGAGUUAUUACCUCCAGGAAUUGUGGUGCCAGAAACUGAUUUUUACUUGCGCAGAUUAUGGUAAAUGCUCUAAAAUUUGCAUGUUCUGAAGUAAAAGCCUAAGUACUUGCUGUCAAUCACAGUUGGUCUGAAUCAAAGGCAAAAUAUUGAUAGAAUGGUUAAAAAGUUUUCUGAGGAUUUCCAACUUUUGCUUUUCCACUAUGAUGGUCGGACAAGUGAAUGGGAUGAAUUUGAGUGGUCAAAGAGCGCAAUCCAUGUUAGUGCAAGGAGACAAACAAAAUGGUGGUAUGCAAAAAGGUUUUUGCAUCCUGAUGUUGUUGCAGCUUAUGAGUAUAUUUUUAUUUGGGAUGAAGAUCUUGGCGUGGAACACUUCAACGGGGAGAAGUAUAUUGAGUUGGUUAAAAAGCAUGGGCUAGAAAUCUCUCAACCAGGUCUGGAGCCUAAUAACGGAUUGACAUGGCAAAUGACGAAGCGGAGGGGUGAUCGAGAGGUUCACAAGUUUACAGAAGAGAAACCUGGCUGGUGCAGUGAUCCACAUGUGCCUCCAUGUGCUGCCUUUGUGGAAAUUAUGGCUCCAGUGUUUUCUCGGGAAGCUUGGCGUUGUGUUUGGCAUAUGAUUCAGAACGAUUUGGUGCAUGGAUGGGGAUUGGAUUUUGCUCUAAGAAGAUGCGUAGAGCCUGCACAUGAAAAGAUUGGUGUUGUUGAUUCACAGUGGAUCAUUCAUCAAGUCAUCCCUUCACUUGGGAGUCAGGGUGAGUCGGAGAAUGGGAAAGCUCCAUGGGAAGGGGUGAGAGCGCGGUGCAAAAAGGAGUGGUCUUUCUUCCAAAAUCGUCUUGCCACAGCCGACCAGGCGUACUUUGCUCAGAUGGGGAAGGGAUAAUUUUUGUGCAAUUCUCUCUCUCUCCCUUCUCCCUUGUACAUUUAUGAUUUUACUGCCCUUGAGGGGUGCUCUAGAGUUUGAUAGUUCAAAUGAUAUUCUUGGUCAAGGUCGCUCAUUGUCUGGGCCACAUUUUCUGUAUCUUAUAGAUCAUCUCAGUUAUAUAAAGAGAAGAGAAAUUUAUUUUGCCCAGUAGCUGAUAUUUUCUUUCAGUCUGGCUUUGGUAUCAAAAAUUUGUGUUCACCUAU
Molecule: messenger RNA, 1800 nt
Organism: Pistacia vera
Lineage: Eukaryota; Viridiplantae; Streptophyta; Magnoliopsida; Sapindales; Anacardiaceae
Exons: 15
Source: RefSeq, a predicted model, not a curated record